CUUAAAAAAACGUUUUCACCCAUCUCACAUUAUCUAUUCACAAACUUUUUUGAGCCAUUACACAUAUUUUAUAUUAGAACAAUUGCAUGGUACACAACCAAACAAAAAUGUCACAAAAGGUACAUACAGUAUAUUGAAAUAAUGAUGAUUUUGGUCUGGUUGCUUACUCAAUGUGAAAUCUGGGCCUUUUUAAUUGACCACAAAGCUGUCAUUCUGUUGUAUGAAUGGCAACAGGUCAAUACACAGGUUUUCUGGUACCUUCUGCCAUCUCGUAGAGCAAGAGUCAUUCACUGCCAUUGACGGCUGUUGAAUUCAAAUAUCCAUGUUAUCAUGGUGGACUGGGAGUGAAAUUAAUUGUUACUAUAUGUUACUGACAUAAAGAGAAAUGAACAAGAUGGUGCAUUAGUAAAGAAAAAAAAGAUUGUGAAAAUGAAAUAAGGGGUGAAAAAAUUGAAACAGGAUAAUUGGAGACUCUAAAUUGCCCAUAGGCGUGAAUGUGAGUGUGAAUGGUUGUUUGUUUGUAUGUGCCCUGCGAUUGGCUGGCAACCAGUUCAGAGUGUACCCCGCCUCCUGCCCGAUGAUAGCUGGGAUAGGCUCCAGCCCGACCCUAGUGAGGACAAGCGGCUCAGAAAAUGGAUGGAUGGAUGGAUAAUUUCCCGUGGCACAUUAGUGAUGGGAAAUCACUCUUUUCUUGUAAACUGAUCCAUUUAUGUGAGAUGGUGAUGAUAUUGGCCUCCUAAAAGAGAGGUGUACCAUGUCGCUUCAUUUUUAAUGUGGUGGAAAAGUAAGGUUUCCCAGGUAAGAAACGCAAAAUGAUGGCACCAUAAUUAGAUGUGAGGCACAAGCAAAUUGGAAGAUGUACUCUAUAUAUAGCUUUGAUCUCCAUUUUGGAUUUAUAACUAAGGUUAAUGGUGUGGUUUUUUUUUUUAACUUCGCCAGUUCUCAGACAUCAUCAAAUGUAGAGAAUAAGAUUAUCUGACAAUUGACAAAAUCGGCCGGACCGCCCCGCUGGCAACUCCAGCCUUCUCAUUGGUCGAACUGCACAUGACGACAUCCGUAAGAUACCUGUGAUUGGCUCACUCGGCAGUCGCUCAAAACAAAUUCCCCUUGACAACCGAAGCAACCCGGGUAGCAGAUGCCUCAGAGUCAAUGUCACCAUCCGUCGGAAAAGAUGACUGUCCGAGGAAUUCGCUGGAGCUUUACCCAACAGCUACAUUAAGCUUCUUCGCCCGCGCAUCAAAGGCUACGACUGACAGUCGUCCACAGACUCAUCUUGAGAUUCAACAAGAUUAUAUAAUGCUGCAAAAUUCAAAGGAAAAAGUGCUGCUCACCAAUUUGAUUUUCAUCGUUUUUGUGGAUUCAACAUGCAGUUAAAUCUGAGAAGAGUGCUCGUUUUUUGAAAGACAUGACAUUUGGAGUAGACACUGACAUGAUUCAACUGCUAAUGGAUCAUAUAGCUUAAGUUGCCAUGAGCUAAGCCCCACCUCCCACCUCCCUGGGAGUCCCCUUGGCAGGAUGACUGCUGUCUUCCCCUCGGAGAGCAACCCAGAGGGGGCCCAAGCAGGGGCCGGGGCCGCGGGAGCAACGGGGAACAGCUCAGUUUCCGGGGUGGACACCGGGGAGUCCAAUGAAGACUCUGCGGGAGGUUCUGUUGGAGGCACGGCGGUCGCAGCCCACAACCAGAGGUACACGCGCUGCACCACCCAGGACAGCUCCGACAUCAACACAGAUGACGAAGGAGCGACCGUCCGCCGCCUUACCCCGCUGGAGAGACUCAACCUGGAUAUGUGCCAAGAUGAGAGAGUGGUCCGUGAACUUACAGUGGGCAGAAGAAUCAGCUUCUACAAAAUUCGAGGGGAGAUCGGCUGUGGAAAUUUUUCCCAUGUCAAGUUGGGAAUACAUGCACUCACCAAAGACAAAGUGGCCAUCAAGAUCCUUGACAAAACCAAGCUGGAUCAAAAGACCCAGCGUCUGCUGUCCAGAGAAAUCUCCAGCAUGGAGAAACUACAUCACCCUAACAUCAUACGCCUCUAUGAGGUGGUGGAGACGUUGUCACGGUUACACCUAGUGUUGGAGUACGCCGGUGGAGGGGAGCUCUACAGCAAAAUCACCAUAGAGGGGAAACUUUCUGACGGUGACAGCAAAAUUGUCUUUGCUCAGAUCCUGUCUGCUGUAAAACACAUGCAUGAAAACAACAUAAUUCACCGUGAUCUGAAGGCAGAAAAUGUAUUCUACACCAGCAGUUCUUGCGUUAAAGUGGGUGACUUUGGCUUCAGCACGUUGAGCAGUCGUGACGAAACGCUCAACACGUUCUGCGGCUCCCCGCCUUACGCUGCCCCUGAGCUCUUCCGGGAUGAAAACUACGUGGGCGUCUUUGUGGACAUCUGGGCUCUGGGAGUAAUGCUGUUCUUUAUGGUGACAGGCACCAUGCCGUUCAGGGCGGAUACUGUAGCUAAACUGAAGAGAUGCAUCCUAGAAGGUGCUUUCACGCUGCCCUCCUGGAUGCCGGACGCAUGCCAGAACCUGAUCCGGGCGAUCCUCCAACCCUUACCGGUUGACCGCUGCUCCAUAGAACAAAUGACGGCCAGUGACUGGCUGCAUCAUGUUGACUUCCCGCGACCCAUGGAGCCCUUCAAGCUGGAGCCAUCUCACCUGGCCGAGAAUGAUCCAUCUGAGCUGGGGGUCGAGGAGACAGAGGUAGCGACAGCACUAGGGACACUUGGCAUCACCUCAGAACACAUCCUGAACAACCAGGGAAAGGACUGCAGGAGUUCAAUCACAGGAGUGUAUAGAAUCCUCCUGCAUGGCACUCACAAGAGACGCGCUGUAGAGCGCAUACCAACGGUCACGCAGGUACCUGGCCCAAAAGCGACUAAAAAGGAGCGUCUAAAGGUGUACCGCAGUUUACAGCAUACAUCUAAACUCUGUGUUAUACUGUGACACAAUGCUCUAGUCGAUGCUAGAUAUAAUUUUAUACAACAGUACUCUAUAUUAGAUAAGACUGAAUUUUGGUAUUAAAAAAGUAACUAUGUGCAACAGUAGGCCAAUCCAUUCAAAUCAUGGUAGACUACCCCAUUUAGAAAAUGAAAUCUGGGAUUUCUUAUUUUCAUAUUCAUUUAGUGAGUGAAAUUAGUCUCUGUGAGAAUGUUGUUGAAUUGUCUCAUCUUUUGACAGAGACUUGUCCUAAUCCAUGAGAAAAAAAUAUUAAGUGUGGUUUCCUAAAAGACAUUUUGGCUGAAUGAACAUAGCUGACACUUGAAUUUUGGCAUGAUGUAGCACAAAACAUCCUAAAAUAAUAAUAAUGCAUGUACAUACAUGUGUUGUCUUCAGGAUAAGCUUUCCAUUCGCAAUGUCAUAAGAGAUGCUUCGUUGCCAUUUUGCCUGAUGUAUCUCAAUGAGAUGUUCCUCAGGUUCUUGUCCUGUCUGGAAAAGCCAAUAAAUGACUUGUAAUUUG
Messenger RNA from Phyllopteryx taeniolatus (common seadragon), 3454 nucleotides. It is a transcript of the gene nim1ka, whose product is annotated as NIM1 serine/threonine protein kinase a. The record is from RefSeq and is a predicted model, not a curated record. Gene Ontology annotation, molecular function: protein serine/threonine kinase activity; tau-protein kinase activity; ATP binding. The transcript is spliced from 7 exons. Bases 1516 to 2940 code for a protein of 474 amino acids. Lineage: Eukaryota; Metazoa; Chordata; Actinopteri; Syngnathiformes; Syngnathidae. Gene Ontology annotation, biological process: protein phosphorylation; intracellular signal transduction; microtubule cytoskeleton organization. Gene Ontology annotation, cellular component: cytoplasm.